Molecule: messenger RNA, 774 nt
Organism: Corythoichthys intestinalis (scribbled pipefish)
Lineage: Eukaryota; Metazoa; Chordata; Actinopteri; Syngnathiformes; Syngnathidae
Gene: nudt15
Product: nudix (nucleoside diphosphate linked moiety X)-type motif 15
Exons: 4
Coding region: 90-587 (165 amino acids)
Biological process (GO): dGTP catabolic process
Cellular component (GO): cytosol
Molecular function (GO): 8-oxo-7,8-dihydrodeoxyguanosine triphosphate pyrophosphatase activity
Source: RefSeq, a predicted model, not a curated record
GAGGAAUUGUGACCACUUGGAUAUUAUAAUAACUAUAAUAGCUAUUAGGCCUAUUGUUAAAAUGUUCAACUGUGGUUUCAAAAGAACGUAUGUCGACGCGAUUGCCCUGGGAAGCUAAGCAGGAAGUGCUCAUAAUGUUACAAAACGCCGCGAGACGUCCUGGAGUUGGAGUGGGUGUUUUGGUGACAGACUCGGCUCACCCAGGUUCUGUUCUACUCGGGAAGAGAAAAAGCGUUAUGGGGAAAGGGAAGUACCAACUUCCCGGCGGCCACUUGGAGUUUGGGGAGACGUGGGAGAAGUGUGCUCAGAGGGAGGUGUUAGAAGAAGCUGGUCUGCAUUUGGUGAAUAUCCGCUUUGCCUCUGUGGUGAACUCAAUCAAACUGGAGGAGCAAUAUCACUAUGUCACCAUCAUUAUGCAAGGAGAAUUGGCCAAUGAGCAGUCCCAAGAACCCCAGAACUUGGAACCCGAGAAGAAUGAGGGAUGGACAUGGACACGGUGGGACCAGUUUCCUACUGAGGACCAGCUCUUUUUGCCACUGGCUGGACUGAGACAACAAGGAUACCAGCCCUUCCAGGAACAGAAGUAGAAACUUUGAAGUAACUCAUAAAUUGUGUCGUUAGUCCAAGAACCUUUUCAUUUUGCAAGGGCAUUUAGUGUUCACUUUGUUUUCCAACAUAUACAAGGGGACAUAGGAAUUUAGACAAAAGAUGUUUCAUGUAAUGUAGAGCACUUUGGAUUACCUUGUAAUGAAUUGUACAGUACAAAUAAAUUUG